AGUCGCCGGGGCCGGCCGGCCGGCCGCCGUAACACAAACCUGGCUGCUGAGCCCGGUUGCUCCGGCCGCCUUUACCUGGCCGAGGCUUCCGCGAGGCUGGCGGAGAAGACACCAUUGAGCUCGCUUUCGUCGCGCCCUGUGUGGGCGCGCCCCUACUCCCGGCGCUGUGCGACCCGCCGCAGUCCCGCCCCAGUCUCAGCUUCUGUCAGUGUUUGGUGAGUGGGACCCCCCAGAACGCUCCGUGCCGUCCUCCCAGGGCAGCGAAGUGGCUCUCGACUGAAAAAGGUGAGCGAUUUGCCUCGAGAGCAGCGUCUUUGGAAAAGGCCAGAGCGAGUGCGAGAAGCAGAGCUACCAAUGUGGCUGGGGGACGUGGCCGGGACCGUGAAUAGCACCCCAUAUUGCCUCGUAUCCUGGAUACACUUAAUGCCCCAACCCCUAACUCGGAAGUAAAGUAGAGGUUGGCUGUCUAGGGGAGCCACCUGAUCCUUGCAGCCAUGAAGGCAGAAGAAACACCGUCCUCCUUACCGGAGAUCCCAGCUGGGUCCAGCAGCGGCCUCAGUAACCUGCUGAGUAGCCGAAAGCUGGUGGCUGUGGGAGUCGUACUGGGCUGGCUUCUGGUCAUUCACUUUCUGGUGAAUGUGUGGCUUCUGUGCCUGCUGUCAGCCUUGCUGGUGGUGCUGGGAGGUUGGCUCGGACCAAACGCCAUUGUGGGGGCUUCAGGUCGACUGCACCUGGAACGCUUUAUCCAAAUGACCACCUGCCCGCCAAAUCCUCAGGCAGAGAAACAACUGGAACAAGAGAUCAACUGCACCAUCCAGAUGAUCAUGAGGGAUUUUGUGUCAUCCUGGUACCGCUCUGUGAGCCAGGAACCAGCCUUUGAGGAAGAAAUGGAGGCCGCCAUGAAAGGGUUGGUCCAGGACCUCCGGAGGAGAAUGAGCAUGGUGGACAGUCAUGUUCUUACCCAGAGGGUUCUGACUCUCUGUGGUUGUCACCUGCAGAGCUAUAUUCAUGCCAAGAAAGCCACAGCAGGGAAACACAGUGAUUCGGUUGAGCCAUCCCAGCUCUGGGAGGCUUACUGCCAGGUUACUGCUCCACAUCCUGCUGUACAAAACCCCAGUGCAGAGGUCACCUAUACACGUGCCAUUGUGGAUAUACUACUUCAAGGACUAGUGCCAAAGCCUCACUUGGAGACCCGGACUGGUCGCCAUGUAGUGGUCGAACUCAUUACUUGCAAUGUCAUCUUACCACUGAUCAGCAAGCUGUCAGACCCUGACUGGAUUCACCUUGUACUUGUGGGUAUCUUUUCCAAAGCCAGAAAUGACCCAGCAGAAGUUAAACCACUCUGCCUAGCCAGUAACCUGGAACAACCCUCAGUGCCCACAUCUCUACCACUGGUGGCUGAGGCACAGAAUCUGCCAGAGGCAAGAGCCCCUUCCCCGGCAGCAGUCCCGGUGCUUCCAAACUGUAGUGAAGCAGAGGGGCCUUCUCGCCCAGUUGUUGAAGAAAGCCAUGACUUUGUGGAUGGAGAUUUGGGUGAAAUGUCAGAAGAAAGAAAAAUAGCAAGCAACUCAUCUCAUUUUCUGCAGCCAGAUAUUCGAGGCCCUCUAUUUUUAUGUGAAGACCCAGAGCUAGAGUCCCCAUUGUGUGAACUGAGCAAAGAAUCCAUAAUGCUUGUUACCCCAGGCAACUUCCUCUCUGACAGGAUCCAAGACGCCCUUUGUGCCCUAGAGAAUUCCCAUUCUCUGGAAUCUAAGGAUGGUGAAGGAUGUGAAGGAGCGGAAGGAACAGAGGCUGAGGGUCCAGAGACAGAAGCAGGCCUGCUGGUCUCCAUGCUGAAUUCCUGCCCUGAGAUCCAGGUUGACACAGCAGACAAGGAGGUAGAGCACGGAGACGUUACAUCUCUUUCAGAUUUGUUGGCAAGUCCCGAAACAGCCUGCCCCACACGACCCUCGUGCUUAGAGAAGGAUCUCACCAAUGGUGUGAGUUCCCUUGAUCCUAAUCUGCCACAGGUUCUGCUUUCUUCCUCUCCAACCGGUCCUCUCAGCUCAGCCACCUUCAGCUUUGAGCCCCUGAGCAGUCCAGAUGGCCCAGUUGUCAUCCAGAACCUUCGUAUCACUGGCACCAUUACUGCUCGAGAGCACAGUGGCACUGGAUUCCACCCCUAUACGCUCUACACAGUGAAGUACGAGACAGCCCUUGACAGUGAGCACAGCAGCGGCCUGCAGCAGCUGGCCUACCACACUGUAAAUCGCCGCUACCGCGAGUUCCUGAAUCUGCAAACCCGCCUAGAGGAGAAAUCAGAUCUGCGGAAGUUCAUCAAAAAUGUGAAGGGUCCUAAAAAGCUCUUUCCAGAUCUUCCAUUUGGAAACAUGGAUAGUGAGAGAGUAGAAGCCCGUAAGAGCCUCCUGGAAUCAUUCCUAAAGCAACUCUGUGCCAUUCCGGAGAUUGCAAAUAGUGAGGAGGUGCAGGAGUUCCUUGCUCUGAACACAGAUGCUCGUAUUGCCUUUGUCAAGAAGCCUCUCAUGGUCUCCAGAAUAGACAAGAUGGUGGUGAGUGCUAUUGUGGACACCUUGAAGACAGCAUUUCCUCGCUCUGAACCCCAGAGCCCCACAGAGGAGCUGAGUGAGGCGGAGACAGAAAGCAAGCCCCAGACUGAAGGCAAGAAGGCUAGCAAGUCCAGAUUGAGGUUUUCAUCCAGUAAAAUUGCCCCAGCACUAAGUAUGACUGACACACAUGAAAAGAUUCUCUACUGUCUCCAGGAUGGCAAUAUGGAGUCAGAGGUCCUCUCCAUGUCUGGGAUGGAAUCCUUUAUUGAAAAACAGUCAAAGUUACUAGGACUGCAGCCAGAAGAUACCCCAGAAAAACUUCCUCUACAGAUUCCCAAAGACUGCGUGGAUGGUUACUUACCAGCUACAGCUGUGCUAACCCAACAUUUCAGCAGUAGUGAUCCAGGCACAGAGACAGAGCUGGCUGACACAGCCCUGGAGCUGCUCCUCCUGCUGCUAAUGGAACAGUGGCGGUGGCUAUGUACAGAGAACAUGCAGAAAGUUCUUCGUCUUCUCUUCGGGACCCUAAUUCAGAGGUGGCUGGAGGUGCAGGUAGCUAAUUUAACAUGUCCACAGCACUGGGUGCAGUACCUCCGACUUCUCCGGGAAUCGAUCUGGCCGGGCGGAGCUUUGCCUAAGUCUCCUCGAUCUGUAAGGACCAACGAGCAGAAGGUGGCUGCUAAGAAACAGGCUCUGCAGAGCUUGAUGAGCAUCUUGCCAGAUAUCGUAGUGGAAAUCCUUGGAGUGAACAAAUGCCAGCUGAGCUGGAGUCUGGUCUUGGAGUCAGUGCAGCAACCCCUCAUCAACAGACAUUUGAUUUACUGUCUUUGGGACAUCCUCCUGGAAUUCUUGGAUCUCAGUGCCUCUCUUGAGGAGUCUCCUAUAGCCACCUCUGCCUCAACGACCCCCAGCAUCCCCAGGAACACAAAUGUCUCCCCUUAGCCAACGUUACUCGCAUUCUUUGAAGACUGGAAAAGUAGUUAUUUUGCCACCCAGAGACCAGUCAGGAAGCCUGUGCCUCGGGAACCAGGCUGUAGCUCAGCAGGCCUGGGCAGCACACUGCUCUCUCCCAAGUUGUACUCCAUCAGCAAGUGACGGGACAUACUUACCAGUUGCGUGAACACCAUUGCCAUAGCUUUCUGUGGUGUCUGGAGCAUGGCUGGUGGGUAGGUCCUAUUUCCUUUGGAAAAGGAAGCUGUGAGGUAGAGGAAUGAGCCCCUUUUGCCUCGACUUUCAUCCUCCUCCCUAAGAUUGAGUGCUAGCCACCUGGCAUUGUGUGUUUAUGUGCUUAUUCCACCAACACAAGCGUUAGACCAGGAGGAAAGCUAUCACCAGAGUUCCUUGAAGGAAAAUACAGUCUUCUGAGCUCUCUGUUCUCACCAUGAAGCUGAAAAUUCAAGACCACCCUUGAAAGCCAGACCCCAGGUUCCUAUCUAGUUUCACAAUUCCAGAAGAGAGACGGAAAACACUUCUCAAGGGACUCCUUGCUUGCUGGCUCUUUUCCAACACAUCAACCCUCUGUAGGAGGUCCUGAAACUGCUUCCCUAAGUGGCUACACUUUUCCCUGAAAACUUCAAAGCCUACAGCCAACACUUCUUGUCAAUCCACUCCACCCUCCACACCCUUUCCUAAAGCAGUUGCACCACAGAUUUUAUUUAUUAGCUUUCCUCCCUGCCCCCUCGCAUGAGCAGUUGAGUGGGCUUGGUGACCUUCUCUGUCUUCCUUCAGCAAAACUGCCUGGCAAGAUGCACACUUAGCCCACGGCUUCCCAGAGGACUCGCUCCAUGCUGAAAAUGCCCAGCAAGUGGGAAAUAUGGGGGUGUGGGUGGGGGGUGGGUGAGGCAGAUCUCUCCCCACAAGUCUGUGCCAGGGAACUUUUACUCUGAGCUGAUGAUAAUAGCAAACUUGUAGGGAACUUCACUUCCUAUUCCUUAAGGAUCUAGUUAGUCCUUAAGAACGCCACUGAUGAAGGCAAAGGUGUUCUGUCAGGCUGCAGGGCUGUUAGAAAGUUGGAACGAUUAGGACACACAGUGGAAGAAAAGAAGACAGUCCCAGGACAGCGAGGCCCCAGGGCAUUGAGUAGUGGACAGAGGUUUACAGGGAGCAAGACCUCAGCUCACCCCUUGACCCUUUGCUUUGCACCUGUUAGUGCCCUGCUUUCAGUGAAUUAUGGAUCCUCCCAUUUAGAGAAGAAGCUUGGGGUUGGACCAAUAAGGAGGGGGGCAGGUCUAGAACAAGUGUCAAGGUUCUCUUGGACUCUGAAGUUGAUUCACACACAAUUAAAGUGGUUUAUGGAAAAAGUCGUGAGCUGUUUUACUCUGAGCUGAUGAUAAUAGCAAACUUGCAGGGAACUUAUAGGGUCAGGACCCCCACUGCACCUAACCAUAAGUUGUCUUCUGAUGUAAUCAGUGUGCUGUUACUGCACAUUGAUUGUUAGUGACUUGAUGGCUACAGAGUCCUCAAAGCUCCCCCCACCCAGCACUCAGGCAGCAGUGCUCCAUCUCUGCUUGAUAAGUAUUUGCAGGAUUGCAAGGAGACCACCUCACUUGCUGGAGCCAGCCCUUGACCUCCCCCAGGCAGAGUCAUGAUGCUCUCUGGGAGCGGUGGCAGGGGCCAGCCCAGUCUUCUGCUUCCCUUCUCUCCUGUACCGAGCCUGGUCCUCAGUAGAUGUGCACAGACCUCUAUAUUGUUUUGAGUCUCUGCUGCUAGUUUUGGCUCAUGUGGCACGAAACUAGAACAUAAACUGACACCAUGAAAUCCCAGUGGCUAUUCUAAGGUACCUUCUGGCACUUCCAGCCCAAAGAAAACUUCCUCACAUUUCAUGCUAUGUAAGAGAUCCCAACUCUUUUCUCUCUGUCCCCAAAAUAUAAGCUGCUUUCAGGCCCUCCUCCUGCCCGGAAGGUAAAUACUAGAUAUCAUCAAGGAAAUAAUCAGAACCCAUCUGGCUCUGGGAGGAUCUGCCAUUUUUGGGUAGCAGGUUCAGGCAACAAGGGAAACUGGCAUUUGGGGGAGCCAUGGGUAUCAGGAAAACAUGCUUCCGGCUGAGAGCAUGGGGCGAGGCCUGGAAGAACAAGACUGGCCCCGACCCAGAGCAUCCUUGAUUUUUCCUUCACCUACUUGGUCUGUACACUUCCCACUACCACUCAACCUCUUUCCUAGCACCCAGCACCAAUUGUUAGGUGGCAGGUGGAAUGAAAUGUGUAAAUAUCAUCCCUGGGUAUAUAAUUAGGAUGAUGUGAAUGUAAUGAAACGACUAGGAAAAUAACUCCUCUGUGAAAUGAGCUCAUGAGCAGGCAAGUCCCAGAGACACUGGGGUUCAACAGCAUUGGCCUAGUGAGGGGCAGUGGUUCCUCACUCUUAACUGCUCUGCACAUUCCUUCUCGCCUCAGGAUACCUCCCUUCAGAGUCACUGCAUUUGGGGCCAUCACCUUUAUGCCAAAUAGUAUCUGUGGGAAGGAGGAUUAUCUCUUUCAUGUUUUCUUUUGAAAAGGAGAAAAACACUUCCCAGAAGCCCUUAAGAACUGCCUCACCUAUAAGGCAAUCCACUGACACAGAAUGGCGUUGCUUCUGGCUUGCAGUCUUUACCCCCAGAGAGGUCACCAUCUUGAAGGGUUGACACCUAAAAAAAAUAAUCCGGGCCCUCCCUGGUGGCGCAGCGGGUUAAAGCACAGCACUGAGAAGCUUAAGCCACUUCCGC
This is a messenger RNA of Condylura cristata (star-nosed mole), 6243 nucleotides long. It is a transcript of the gene SNX19, whose product is annotated as sorting nexin 19. The record is from RefSeq and is a predicted model, not a curated record. Gene Ontology annotation, molecular function: phosphatidylinositol binding. Bases 495 to 3488 code for a protein of 997 amino acids. Lineage: Eukaryota; Metazoa; Chordata; Mammalia; Eulipotyphla; Talpidae. Gene Ontology annotation, cellular component: early endosome membrane; intracellular membrane-bounded organelle. The transcript has 11 exons.